Messenger RNA from Eriocheir sinensis (Chinese mitten crab), 1831 nucleotides. Its product is annotated as dnaJ homolog subfamily B member 4-like. NCBI's taxonomy places the organism in Eukaryota, Metazoa, Arthropoda, Malacostraca, Decapoda, Varunidae. The coding region runs from base 182 to 1243 and encodes 353 amino acids. The transcript has a single exon. Gene Ontology annotation, molecular function: protein-folding chaperone binding. Gene Ontology annotation, cellular component: cytosol. The record is from RefSeq and is a predicted model, not a curated record. Gene Ontology annotation, biological process: negative regulation of transcription by RNA polymerase II.
CCCACAUUCUCCAUUCUCCAGACUGUUCAAGAGGAGUACGGCUGCGUAUUUAUUCUGCUCCAGUGUAGCUGCGAGCAGUAUCCGAGAAGCCUUCACGGGAGCAGUUGGCCGAGUCGUCUGAGGAGACACUAUUGCCUGAGUGGUGUGUUAUCGCGGCAGCUGUCGUGAGGGAGUCCACAUCAUGGGGAAGGAUUACUACAAGAUUCUGGGCCUGUCCAAGGGGGCCUCUGAGGACGACAUAAAGAAGGCCUACAGGAAGAUGGCCCUCAAAUACCACCCCGAUAAAAAUAAAUCUGCUGACGCGGAGGAGAAAUUCAAGGCGGUUGCUGAGGCGUACGAGGUGCUGAGUGACAAGAAGAAGCGGGACAUUUACGACCAGUACGGCGAGGAGGGCCUGAAGGGUGGAGUGCCUGGCGGAGGCGGCGAAGAUGGCACCCACUUCACCUACACGUUCUCUGGGGACCCGCGGGCGACGUUCCAGCAGUUCUUCGGUACUAAUGACCCUUUCGCCCACUUCUUCAACAUGGGCGUUGACGGACAUGGGGGUCACGGCGUGUUCGAGGACAUGGACGUGGAGGAUGACCCGUUCAUUACCAUGAUGGGCGGCAGUGGUCCUCGCCUGGGCGGCGCUCGAAGAGCCUUCAGCUUUAACCCCCACGAUGCCUCCAGGCCCCACGGUGGCAAGGGGCGCCACCAGGAUCCCGCCGUCAGCAGGGACCUAUACGUCACGCUGGAGGAGGUAGCCAAGGGCGUCACCAAGAAGAUGAAGAUCACUCGCAAUGUAGUUGGCAGUGACCAUCGCACGACGCGGCGGGAGGAGAAGAUUCUGACGAUCGACGUGAAGCCGGGCUGGAAGGAAGGCACCAAAAUCACCUUUGAGCGCGAGGGUGACCAGACACCAGGCAAGAUCCCCGCGGACAUUGUCUUCAUGAUAAGAGACAAGCCCCACCCACACUUCAAGCGAGACGGCGCCAACCUGGUAUACACGGCCAAGGUCACACUGCGAGACGCCCUUUGCGGUACCAGAGUGUCUGUACCCACCCUGGACGGCCAGCGGGUAGCCCUCAAUCUGUCAAACGAAGUGGUGAGGCCCCAGACCACUAAACGUUUGCAGGGCUACGGACUACCCUACCCCAAGGACCCACAGAGAAAGGGUGACAUCAUCGUCCACUUCGACAUACAAUUUCCCGCCUCGUUAACUCAAAGUGCGAAAGAAAUCUUGUCCGAAGUGCUUCCUCUGUAAGUGUCCUUCAGAAUGUGUUGUGUUGAGGAGGAUCUUUGCUCACCCAUUGACUGUCACGGACAUUUGUGUUGUGUUUUCAAGAGCCUCGCCUGUGCGUGAGUGCAUCACUUGGUUUGUGGGCAAUAUUUUCAUAUUUAUUACGGUGACUUUUGAGCUAUUUGAUGCAUUGUGUUAGUGCAAUCUUGUGAGUUACUGUGUACGCGUCAAAGUGAACGAGGGACCUGUUGCCGGCAAGAAGUUAUACUUGUACGGUGACGUCAUCUGUGGAGUUAGCUGAGAGAGAGAGAGAGAGAGAGAGAGAGAGAGAGAGAGAGAGAGAGAGAGAGAGAUGCCAUUUAUAUUUUUGUGAAGUUACACUUAACUUAUUUUAGGGUUACAACUUCAGUGGCUUAAUUACGCUAUUUGAGCUCUUGUACCAAGGGCGAAAAGUUUGCACUUGUUUCUUCACUCAUUCAUUUUGCAUUUUUAGUACAUUUUUUGUAUAUACUCAUAUUAGUCCGGAGGAUAAGUUUGUAUAUAAAAAUACAUGACGCCAAAGAAUCACUUAUCCACUUGUUGGUGUAAGUUGAAUAAACAUAUAUUUUGUAA